Teleopsis dalmanni is the source of this 3509-nucleotide messenger RNA. RefSeq names its product E3 ubiquitin-protein ligase SH3RF1 (gene POSH). The transcript is spliced from 7 exons. Gene Ontology annotation, molecular function: protein binding. The record is from RefSeq and is a predicted model, not a curated record. NCBI's taxonomy places the organism in Eukaryota, Metazoa, Arthropoda, Insecta, Diptera, Diopsidae. Bases 424 to 3369 code for a protein of 981 amino acids.
UUAUUAUGAAUACAUAUCGAUUGUGAAUUUGGCAUUCCUUCAGUCAUUUAAAGUCGAAUGGAAAAAAGCAAGAAAAUUCCACAACACUAUUGCGCUAACAUUAGAAUAUUAAGAAAAUUUUUGUGAAAGUAUUUAUAAUUGCUUAAUCCUGAGAAGAUAAAUUGGAUGUGUUGAGAUAUAAAAGUGUCUAAAAUAAAAUUUUAUUAUAAAAUUGAGGCUAUAAUUCAGUGGAAAUAUAAUUUCACAACGGAAGAGUAAAUGUUGGUAUUCUUAGAUUUGGAAUGUUGUAUUAUAAAUGCUGGUAGCCUUGACCAGCGCUUAUAAUAUGCAAAUUUAACGGAUCUAAAAACAAAAAACAUUUAAGCAACUGUAAAUUUUUAUAAAAUUCACACUUUAUAAACUAAUAUAACAAAUAAAAAAAAAAUGGAUGAACAUACACUAAAUGAUUUGCUUGAAUGUUCGGUUUGCUUGGAACGCUUGGAUGAUGCAAAGGUGCUUCCGUGCCAACACACCUUUUGCAGGAAGUGUCUCUUGGUAAUUAUGGCUAAUAAAAAUGAACUGCGUUGUCCAGAAUGCCGUAUAUUAGUGGAUUUAAGAGUAGAUGAUUUGCCACCAAAUGUGCUUUUGAUGAGAAUUUUAGAAGGUAUGAAAAAUUCUGCAACAAAAAUCCAACAGUCUGAAAUGAGCUUAUCUAACGGAGCUGGAGAUAAUGUUGCAAGUAAAGUGGAUGAAUCCAUGAAAAUUAAUGUUGAUAUGCAGAUUAGUUUGGGAACAGAACCGGUAAUGAAUUCUCAGCCACAACAGAAUCAACACGCACAUAUGCAGCCACCAAAAGAAACCCAACGUUUAUCACAAAACCAUCGCUUUCGCCAACUGACUGAAAUGAUAAGCUCAUUGACUGCUCCAACAUUUCCACAUGCUAUUGCUUUGUAUGACUUUGAUUCGAAAGAACCAAACGAUUUAAAAUUCAAAAAAGGCGAUAUUAUAUUAUUAAAGCGAGAAGUUGAUAAAAAUUGGUAUGCUGGUCAACGUAAUGACUGUGAAGGAACCUUUCCGAAAAUAUAUGUAAAGGUUCUUGUUCCAUUACCACGUGCUGAAUGUAUUGCUUUAUAUGAUUUUAAAAUGGGUCCAAAUGAAGAGGAAGGUUGUCUUAGUUUUAAGAAAAAUACUGUGAUACACGUUUUGCGACGUGUCGAUGCAAAUUGGGCAGAGGGACGUAUUGGCUCUACUAUAGGAAUAUUCCCAAUUGCAUUUGUUAAUUUAAAUUCUACAGCUAAGCAAUUAUUAGGACAAUUAAUUAAAAAUGUAGAAGUUACACAAAGAAACAAUGUAGCUAUAACUUCAGCACAGCAACCACAAGUGCAACAAGCUGCACAAAACCUUGUCUGUACAGUUCCAAAUUUACCUAAUGGUAAUAAUGCAGCUCAAAUUAAUCCAUGUGACUCAACAUCAUCGUCCAGUUCUUCUUCGCAUAAUAAUAGCCCUAACUCUACUACAUGCAGUUCAUUGUCUAGCACAAAUUCUAUGCCCGGUAGUCCAAAUCAUUCGCUACCAAAUACACCAGAACAUUCAAUGAACACCGUAAAAUAUAGAAACCCGAAAGAGAAGCGACAUUCAUUGAACGCUUUGCUAAUUAAUUCUGGUUUCGGUGCUACUACAAGCAGUUCAACAAAUAAUUUACAAAUGAAUCGCCACUCAGCUGAGAUAUUAAGUGCACCGAGUGAAAUGAGUGAAGCAGCUGCUUCUGCAGUUUCUGCUUCAGUUGGUAAUGGUUUGCAUAGUUUGCGUAUACAACGUUCAUUUAUUAAUUUCGACCAAGACUUUUCUGUAAAUGUCAACAAACCCGUUAAACAAUCGAUGUCAGCUCGUGAACAACAACAAACAGCUUCCGUUCCUGAAAUUCUAGCACGCACAACUUUACUUAAAACAAGUUCACAACAAUUUUUUCCAGCAUCUUUGCCAUGGGGACAUCUGGCCUUGUAUCCAUAUACACCACGUAUGAGUGACGAAUUAGAAUUAAAGAAAGGUUGCAUUUAUAUUGUAACUGAACGUUGUCCUGAUGGUUGGGUUAAAGGUAAGAACUGGCUAGAUCAGUCUGGAGUUUUUCCAGGCAACUAUGUCACACCACUACGUAAUCGUGAUCAACAGCAAUUAAUGCAUCAAUAUAAGUGUAUGCCUUUGCAUAAUCACAGUGCUGAGGCCAGUAAUAAUAUGGACAUAGCACUAAUGCAACAUAAUUCCUUAUUAGUUAAUGGUUUACCACAACAAGCUCCAGAUUUGCCUCAACGUUCCUUAUAUUACAUGGAUGCAGAAACUGCAACAACAUCUGCAUCAUCCUCAUCAGCUGCAUGGAAUAAACCAUUAACGCACAACACUUUUAACCCUUUCAAUCAUAUGAUUAGUUCACAUCCGCAUGCCGUAGAUACUGGAGAAAUAGAAGCGGCAAGGCAAAAUGAUCCUUGUAGUGCUAAUGUCAAUACAAGUGGUACAACCGCAUCGAUGUCAGCAUUUAAUUUAAUGAAACGUUUUGCUAAAAUGAAUACACGCUCAAAAUCUCCCAAUACUGCGGCUAAUCAAGAAGUGAAUUCAACAAAUAACCAUCAACAUCAGCAACAGCAAACUUCGCACCCAAUUUAUGCCACAAAUGAACAACCGCCAAACUAUGGUAUGUCACUGCACAAUCAAAUUAAUCCCAAUGUACCAACACAAGUUCAGCAUGUGCACGUUCGUUCUGGGUCGUGCCCAAGUCAACUGCUACAAAAUAUUCCAGUUAAUCUAACAGUGAAUGAAAAUUCGAAACAUAAUAUGCAACAACAGCAGCAUUAUAAUCAGCAGUUACUUGGACAAACCAGUUACGGCUCACAGCGCAUUAAGGGCUGCAAAGAACGCACUCCAUUGCCAUGUGCUUUAGGUGAUCGCUUUACUAAAUAUCCAACUCAAAAUGGAAAGCACACUAUUGGAUCCAUACAACAAAUUCAAAAUCAAUUGCAACAAAAAUAUGCUCAAAAAUGUGAAGCUGCAAAUGCUAUCAAUCAUCGUAAAUCACAAAGCUUAGACGCAAAUACUUUACCUAUGCCAAUGCAGGCUUUAAACAUGUGUCUUCAAGCAACUGCAGCUCCAUCUAAAUCUAAUAAUAUAAUAGCACCAUUGCUCGCUGCCUGCACUGCAAAUCAGAACGUUCAAGAUGCACCGGAUAGAUAUCGUUGCGUUGUACCUUAUCCGCCAAACAGCGAUUUUGAGUUGGAAUUACAUGUUGGGGAUAUCAUAUAUGUUCACCGUAAGCAAAAAACUGGUUGGUAUAAAGGUUUAAAUGCGCGCUCAAAUAAAGUAGGUUUGUUCCCAGCUUCAUUUGUGGAACCAGAUAUAUAAAAAGGAUUAAGAUACUUUAAUUAACAAUUAAUAAAUUUCUUUUAAAUUUUCAUCUCUAAUACAAAAUCGCAUCGAAAUUUUGAAGUUUGUUAAAUUUUUUAACAUUAACAUUAAGAAUAUCACAAAAAAUUAUAUCGCUG